Cooperia oncophora is the source of this 723-nucleotide messenger RNA. The record is from the annotation of a GenBank genome assembly. Lineage: Eukaryota; Metazoa; Nematoda; Chromadorea; Rhabditida; Trichostrongylidae.
AUGGCAGUAUGGUCGUUUCAGCGUGGCUCAUCGCUUCUCGAAGUAGCCCCUCCUAGUUUUUUGAUUAUUCGACAUAUAGUUUGCCAGAGUAUGAAGAAUCAGAGAUUCUCAUCCAAGCGCCGCUUACGUGCAAUGGGCAUAUCACAUAGAGAGUAUUCCUCGCAGAAAAGUGAACUUCUUGUCUUUGCAAUGAAGAAGAAGAUUUUCUGUGAAGGAUCUCUGUUGGACGCCGUUCAGCGCUCCAAUCUCUACUCCGAUUGUAAGCAUUUCGUCGACAUGUCUCUGAAGCAUGAUGCAGAGACUACUCUUGUGCGUUGGGAGGCGCUGAGAGCUGAAGGACCAGUGACAACUGAACGUCUACGUGAAUUCAUUAAAGACUAUUUUAAUGAACCAGAAAACGAGCUCGUAGAGUGUGAACCAGACGACUGGGACCCUACGAAUGACGCUUUUCACUGUAUCAAGGACAUAAACUAUCGUGCGUUCGCAUCAGCUCUUCAUCGUAAAUGGCCGUUAUUACAUAGAAAGAUAUCUGAUAACGUACAGCAUAGACCAGAGAGGUAUUCGAUUAUCCCAGUUCCGAAUCCGUUUGUUAUUCCUGGUGGAAGAUUUCGAGAGAUCUACUAUUGGGACAGCUUUUUCAUCAUAAUAGGACUUAUCGCUUCCAAGAUGUAUACAACAGUUCGUGGAAUGAUAGAAAACAUGCAACAUUUGAUAGAAAAGUAA